This is a messenger RNA of Dicentrarchus labrax (European seabass), 2466 nucleotides long. It is a transcript of the gene pycr3, whose product is annotated as pyrroline-5-carboxylate reductase 3. The record is from RefSeq and is a predicted model, not a curated record. Gene Ontology annotation, biological process: L-proline biosynthetic process. The coding region runs from base 290 to 1579 and encodes 429 amino acids. Lineage: Eukaryota; Metazoa; Chordata; Actinopteri; Moronidae. Gene Ontology annotation, molecular function: pyrroline-5-carboxylate reductase activity. The transcript has 7 exons.
UGGUCGUCCAGUCAACACGAAAACACGUGCGUUGUGUUUCUAAUCUAAUCUGUCCUGGAUUAGCUUCGAGCUAUCCCUAGCUCGUUGCUGCAGCUGGGGCUAGUCUUUUCUGAUAUCGUGGGGUGUUUUUUUUUAAACAUUUCAUCGGCCACCACCUGUAGCCGAAACACAGCUAAGGUUUUAACAUGUUAGCACCUCAUUAGCCACCUAGCCGUGUGAAUAUUUGGGGGGGCUAGCGUUCAACUAGCCGCCGAGCUAUAACGAGGCUAACGUUGCCACGACAACAACAAUGGACGACUCCGGCAUCAAGAAGCAGAACUGGGACGUGAAGGAGACGGAGUUGUUCCUGGAAAUCCUCAAGGAGCUGGACAUGAAGAAGUGCCUGGACGGGAGGAAAGUGAGGAAUAACAAACUGUUCAAGGUGGCCCACCGGAGGAUGACGGCGGCCGGGUACCACAGGUCGGUGGACCAGCUCAAGUUCCGCUGGAAACUUCUCAAAAGUGCGUAUUACAAGUGCAAGAGAGAGCCCGAGUCCCCGGCCCCGACCAAAAUACAGGGCUGGUGGCGGUACGAGAAGACUAUGGUGGCUAUCAUGGAGUCCAGACACCCGCUGGUCGGAGCUGGGGUCAACUCCGACAGGAAUGAUGAAGCGACUGAAGACUCGGAUGGAGAAGCAUCCAUGCUGCACUGGCCGCAGCCCUGCCCGGACAAUACCUCUCAGAACCUGGAUUUAAUUAUCAAAAUGGACCCUGAGAUGGACUCGCAGCUGAAGAUUGGUUUUAUCGGUGCGGGGAACAUGGCCUUCGGCAUCGCGAAGGGCAUCUUGACGGGAAAUGUUCUUCCUGUAAACGUCAAAGUGAGCGCUCCAUCCUCCAGGAACCUAGGACGCUUUCAGGAGCUCGGGAUUCCCAUCACUCACUCCAACAUAGAGGUGGUCUGUGGGUCGGAUGUGGUUUUCGUAGCCGUCAAACCUCACCUGGUUUCACUCGUUCUCAAUGAGAUCUCCCAACACGUCACUGACCGACACAUAAUUGUGUCUGUGGCAGCAGGAGUAACCCUGUCAACACUGGAAGAGCUCCUGCCAGAGAAUUCAGUUGCCAUCAGGCUGAUGCCAAAUCUCCCUUGUUUGGUUCAAGAAGGGGCUCUCCUGUUUGCACGCGGAUCCCAUGCAAAACAGGAGGAUGGAGCUCUGCUACGCUCCUUGUUGCACCGCUGUGGUUUGGUGGAGGAGGGACCUGAGUCCUGGAUUGACAUCCACACUGGACUGAGCGGGAGCGGAGUCGCUUUUGUGUAUCUGUUUGCUGAAGCGCUGGCAGAAGGAGCUGUUAAAAUGGGAAUGCCAAGUGCUCUGGCACACAGCAUCGCAUCUCAAACUGUUCUGGGCGCUGGCAGAUUAUUACGUGACUCUGGGAAGCAUCCGGCUCAGCUCCGCUCUGAGGUCUGCACCCCGGGUGGAACAACCAUCUACGGGCUUCACACCCUGGAGCAGGGCGGUGUGAGGGCGUCGACCAUGAGCGCCGUGGAAUCUGCCACCGAGAGAGCCAGGGAGCUCGGCCGGAAGUCAGCAGCAAGGAAAUGACGGCCGCUGUUUGCCUUUAUAUACCCGCUCAGUGGACCUUAUUCAAGCCUAACAAUAAACUGACUUUUUAGCUCAACCAAUCACAAUGGAACUCAAAGACAAAACAGGACUUGUCCAAUUUUUUAUUUUUUUUAUUUCAUUUUCUCCCUUUUAUUUUUCCCUUUUUAAGUGCAGUUCAUACUCAUUCAUACUCUUUUUCAUGUCUUUGACCGGAGGGAUUUGUCGUGAGCAAAAAGGAAAUAUUGUCUUAAUCUUGACAUUGAGGAGUAAAUUAUUUGAUCAUGAGCCUGUGAUUUAUUUGAGAGAAUGGCAACUUCUACAUGCACACCAAUAAUCCAAUCUUUACUCACUGAGGCAGGAAUGCAAGUAAGGUGACGCCCAAAGUAGAUUAUUCCUGUGGUUGUGGAUAUUGUAAUCACAAUAAGAUGCACAGUAAUUCUAUUUUAGGCACAUUUAUUGAAGGCCAUGUUAGCCUGCAAGCUUGAGUACUGAAGGAAACACAAAUGUAUAUGGAGAGGGUGACUUUACUCUGUAGCAUUGAUCAGUCCAAGAAUCAACUUGUUUAAACAAAGCCUUACUAGCAAUGAUUGGGUAUAAUAUGUGCAUUUAAUGUGGACUACAGGAUGGAAGUGAAAUGUGUGGAUGUAUUUAAUUAUAUUAAAAUAUAUUAUUUAAUAUUUGGCCAAAUGAAGCUUUAAACUUAAAUUUGGAAUAAUGUCAGAGUGAUCGUGGUUGUGCAGCUGCUGAUAGUUUCUGUCCCGGGUGUAGUGAACAUCUACAGUAUUUACUGGCUUUGUGUAUAACACAAUGUUGAGAAAUAAUAUUCAUGAUCUACGAUGCCGAGAGUGUAGGAUGGGUCUUCAUAAAGUGUCGUAAUGUGAACCGGC